CCUGGUGCUUGGAGCCAGAUGGGUCAGCCAGAAGGCAGUCCUCUGGGCUAAGGGAGAGACUCAUUAUGCAAAUUGGACUUGGUGUCUCUCUGUGACCAUAGAAACCAAACUAAUUCUCUUUCAACAGGGCUCUGAAGAAGGGUCAUUUAACUCUGGCAAAGGAGGAUCAGCCACACAGACCCUCCUGGAACAUCCCAGGAACUCGGCACCCAACCGAGAUGGGAUGCCACUCCAGCAAGAACACCACAGUGGCCGGGGAGGCCCAGGAACCCGGAGAACACCCUGCGGGAGAAAAGCCAGAUCUGGAGGCCUGCCCUGAGGCAGCUGAUGGCAAAGAUGUCUCACUGAAGGAGGGCGCCCCUGAGCAGAAGAGCUGAGAUGCUUUUCUCUGGAUUCAGACCCUCACCUCAUUCCUGGAACUGCCUUUGAACAAUGAAACCUGAGACAAACUCCACGCUGAGAAGCUCCAGAUGGAGGAGAGAGAAAUCCCUGCCUUUGGGAUUCAGGCCUCAGAAGUCACUCUCAUCAGGCUUCUCUCUUUGGAGUUGUGAGGAAGAUGAGGCCGUGAGGAUUCCUGUGUGCUCAGCUGUCCCAUAGAGAGGACAAAGGAAGUCUUCACACAUGAUGGGACUUUCCCACAGCUUCUGGGAAUGGGUGAGCCCCACGCAGACUGUGCUGGCUCCAGGGAACAUCUGCUGCUGGGCUGUGACUGUCCAGAGACCUCCACCUGCCUCACUUUUCCAAACUCGGGUAGCUCCGUGGUUUUGCAUUAACUGGGGAGUGGGGCUCUCGGUUUCCUCCUCCUCUUCCUUUUUUUAAUAGCUGGCUGAAUAGCCAACGCCCCAACAGGAAGGUCUUGCGUUCAGCUCCCUCCAUGCUGUUUGUAUGAAUUAUUUAAUAUUUAACUGGGAGAAUUGUUAAUGAAUUAUGGGAACAAUCAAGAUCAGUCUGUGAUCACGCACAUGGAAGGCCACGAGGCCUGAUCAUCCAGUAAGUGGAGCUCUGAGCACUGGUGGGAAGGAAAGAGGAGAGAUUCGUGUUCCUGGUUUUUUAUUCCCAGAAAAAUGUCCCUCUGCUAAUAUUCAUGUUCGUUUUCAUAUCAAAAGUCUGUCAAUUUGAACCCUCUAGCAUCUGAGCGAUCUGUAUCCAACCUGCAAAAAUAUUUUGCUGUUUAUACCUGUCAGUCUUUCUUUUCUCCCCCCUGCAUGUGUUCUGUUUUUAAUUUGACUCAAAAGCAUUUUAAUUUGAAAUCAAAUAGACAUGUUUGCAAAUAAAUGAUGACACAACACGUUUGAAAGGCAGGAUUGGGGAUCUGAGAUUGGAGGAUCCGCAGGAAAGGGUGGGUGUAAUUUUGUAGAACCCAAAUGAGAAAAAAGGCUUCGGAGCUUUUCCUUUGUGCCAGGCAUCUGGCCGAGAACUCCACGGGGUGCUUCAUGCACUCCCCACAACACUCUUAUUUUACAGAUGAGGAAAUUGGGGUGCCAAGGGGUUAAGGAACUUGCUGGAGCAUGGCCAUCCAGGACGUGCAGAACCCAGAUGUGACCCCCAGUAGCACGGCUCCUGAAUUCACACUGUGAAUCACACCGGACUCCUGCUUACAGUGGGGGGUCUUUGCUGUGAGUAAAUGGGAAUCCAAGUCCCAGGACAGCCUAUGCAGAGUGGGGACCAUUUCUCUUUACUCAUUUGGACCUGCCUGCCUGUGGAGAAGAGGGCAGCUGGUCAGCUGGGAGUCACCCCACUGCAGGUUGGGUGAUGUGUUGAGAGCCUUUCAUUGUUACUCUGGUGGGGGCUAGAGGGAAGGUGGGGCAGAGGAGGCAGAUGGACGAGAGGGAGGAAGAGAGAAAGAGAGAGAGCAAGAGGCAGCAAACUACUGAAAAUCACCCUUCGUUUUGUCCAUAAAAGCCUCAGAAACGGAAUAGGUUUCUUUUGAGAUGACAAGGCAACCAGGCUACGGCGAAGGAAAGAAGAAAGGACUGAAAGUAAAGUAAUCCAGCCUGAAAAGUGACUACAAGCCGUUCCUUUUGCUUCCGUGGAGCCUGCCGGCUUCCAAGGAAGGGGCAGGAGAGAUGGGGCCUCGUGAGCUGGCCCAAAGCCCUGCUCUGUCCCCGGGGGUGGCCCACUUCUAGUGGGCCAGGAAACAGGCCUCGGCUUGCAGCUGGGGAUCAGGAAGUCUGGGGCCUCUUUCUACAGCUUACUGGGAAUAGGCCAAGCUCUGGUAACUGCUUUUAAUUUUUUUGUAGACAAUUCUGUUUUUCUCCUUCCCUCCUAAUGGAAAUUCACCCUGCAAAACAGGACUGUGUGUGGUAAGGAGCUGCUCACCAUGUCCACCCUCAGGACUCCUGGAAAAAGUUCCCAGCUGGUGGUGAGGUUUGAGAGAGGCUGGUGCUUAUUUCACUAGCUCCUGAGGGGCAGAACUCACUCAGCUCCUUACCAAAUCAAAUGAAGGAGGUUCCAGGUCCCUAGAAGUUCUGAAAUGGGUGGUUUGUUUUGCUUCCUUCUGGGAUGGUACAAAAUGCUCAUUUAAUUAAAUUCAAGAUCCCCAAGGGCUUUUAAAAACAUCCACCUCCAGCUGUGCCAGGCAUGCUGCAAUUUGCCAGGAAGUUAAUCUGUAACAGGAAAAAGUACCCAUUUUCUUUUUAAAGACAUCUCAAUUAUUCCUUUGGGGCCCCCAUUUCACUCCCCUGUCUCCUGCUGAGGCUCAAGUGCCUGGGGAAGGUGGUCAAAAUUAUGUCCACUCAAGCUUAGCUUUAAGGAACUCUCAAAAGACAGGUCUGCACAGACUCUGCCCAUAACUUGAAAGCCGUUGCUCUGGCCCACUUCCCAAACUAUUGGAAGAGGAGGGGUUUACUAGUGAACUUAUUCAUCCACUUAUCUUUCCAUCUAUCCAUUCUAUCUAUCUAUCAUCUAUCUCUCUAUCUAUCUAUCUACCAUCCAUCCAUCUAUACUUACCUACCUAUUUAUCUAUCUAUACAUUCAGCUUUUCACUUGGAUUUUUCAGCUGUAUAAGACAACACAUUUCCCAUUUCAAACCAAAUUCAUCCAUUGAACAAAUAUUUAUUGACUUUCUACUCUUCUCUAUCAUUCAUUCAUUUAUUCCUUUUUUGAUUCACACAUUAAUUCAGCAGUUCCUGGGUGACUAUGCCAAACACAGUGUUAAGAAAAUGUGAAUAAAAGUGUGUCUUUGUGGGGGCAUAGCCUGGAACAGGGUGGUUCAGAGAGAUCUUUCAUGCCCAGGGAUUCAAGAUGAGCCUUCAAGAAUAGGCAGGAGUAAGCUAGGGAAAGAAGAUGGGUGAUUCAGGAGAAGAGGAAUUGGAGGUGUUUCAGGAGAAGGGACCCAAGAUUGGAGGCUGACUGGGGAUGAUGUGCAGUACUGGGGGAGCCUGAAGGGCAUGUCACACAUUGACAAGGAGGUGAGCCUUGACAGACAGGAUCAGAUCAUGGAGGGCUUAGUGUUUUAUA
Molecule: messenger RNA, 3459 nt
Organism: Manis pentadactyla (Chinese pangolin)
Lineage: Eukaryota; Metazoa; Chordata; Mammalia; Pholidota; Manidae
Gene: CHD9NB
Product: CHD9 neighbor
Exons: 1
Coding region: 219-377 (52 amino acids)
Source: RefSeq, a predicted model, not a curated record